Messenger RNA from Micromonas pusilla CCMP1545, 690 nucleotides. RefSeq lists its product as uncharacterized. The record is from RefSeq and is a predicted model, not a curated record. The transcript has a single exon. The coding region runs from base 1 to 690 and encodes 229 amino acids. Lineage: Eukaryota; Viridiplantae; Chlorophyta; Mamiellophyceae; Mamiellales; Mamiellaceae.
AUGUCGCUUCGUCACGCGGUCCGGAGACUCGGGAGAGCCGCGGUCGAGCGCGCGGCGGACGCGCGAGGCGGCGCGCUCGCGCGAGGCGACGCCGAAGCCCUCGCCGCGGGCGCGUCUCGUCGAUGGCUCGCGACGAGCGACGGGAAAAGACCUUCGCCGCCGCCGCCGCCGACGUCCGCCGCCGCCGCCGCCGCGCGCGAGACGAGCGCGGCGGGCGAGGAGAAAACGAAACGCCCGACCCCGGCGCACCCUCUCGCGGGGAUCAUGUUCCCGUGGGAGUCCGCGGUCCUGAGCGGCGAGAGGAAGGAAGGCCCGAUGCCGGCGUGGCAGAAGCUCUACUGGGUCGCCUUCGCGGGCGCGGUCGCGUUCCUCGUCGGCAGCCGCGCGAAGAGGUACUACGACACGAAACUCACGAAAGAGGAAGCCGCCGCGGAGCUCGCGGCGAACCGGGUCGGGAUCCAACGCGCGUUAGAGGGGAGGAGCUUCAACGACGAGACGCUCGAUCCGUUCGAAGGGAUGAGCCCCGAGGAGAUCGAAAAAUUUAUUAGCAAAGAAGCCCCGGACGGGGACCCGUACGCGGGGAUGACCCCGGGGGAGAUCAACGACUACAUGAACAAGGCGCAAGAGGAGAGCAUCAGGGGGGGGAAGAACAUCUCGUUGCCGAAGAUACCGCCGAGGGUUGGGGCGUAG